This is a messenger RNA of Cuscuta campestris, 2033 nucleotides long. The record is from the annotation of a GenBank genome assembly. Lineage: Eukaryota; Viridiplantae; Streptophyta; Magnoliopsida; Solanales; Convolvulaceae.
CUAUACAUCUGGCCACGCUGCUCUUCGCCAUCGGGGAGAGCCAAAGCCUCAUCCGCUCUUCUUCCCAUCAAAUAAGCAGCCUUCUCUGUUUUCAUCUUCUCAAUGGCCAGUUCUUCUGGCAUGAAAUCGGCCGUGAAAGCUAGUUUAUCAGGUAAGCGAAAGCGAGAGCCAAAAUAUGAGUGUGAGACCAACUGGACUUUGAGGAAACAUAAGGAGAGAUCUGAGGAGAAGGAGACAACACACGGAUUUGCUGAUAAUCUCCAGGAGGUCAAAGGAAGGGUCGAAAGCUUGGAGUUAAAAUCUGAGGCUAGUUUAAUUCCAGUCAAGGAGACAGUGGAAGAACUUGAUGAAACUCCCCACUUUGUUGAGGGGGUUGCCGAAAGAAAAAAGACGCUCAUUAUUGACAAUCUCUCUUUCCUAACUAAAAUAGCAGACAUGAUCAAUUUCUUCAAAGAUGAUGGAAAAGUUGUUUGUGUUCGAAGAUUUAUGGACAUCAAAGGCAAAGCACUUGCUUUUGGCUCUGUUGAGUUUGCUUCUGCUAACGAAGCAAAGAAGACACAGGAAAAAAAGAAUGGUAAAUAUUUGCAGGAUAAGAGGAUUACUCUUGGUUUGGCUGAGAUAACUCCAUACCCCGAGAGACCCAGGUUUUGCAGAGAAUACAAUGUUUGGUAUAAAGACUACUCUACACGAGAAUGCUUUUCUGUAGAAGAAGGGAAGAUACCUCCCCAUUUUUUUGAGGCAAUUGCAGCAAGAGAGCAGACGAUCUUUAUCGCCAAUCUCUCUCCCCAAUCUAAAAUUUCAGAUAUCAAGAGGUUCUUCGAAGAUGUUGGAGAAGUUUUUGGUGUUCGACUUGUUGUAAACCACGAGGGUAAGCAUGUUGGUUAUGGCUUUGUUGACUUUGCUGAUGCUUACGAUGCAAAGAAGGCACUAGAAAAAAAGAAUGGUGAGUAUUUGAACGAUCAUAAGAUUUUUCUUGAUGGGCCUAAGACAGCUUCAUACUCUCCACGAUCCAAGUACAGCCUUGCAGAGAAGCUUUGGUACGAAGACUACCUUAUACAAAAAAGCCUUUGGAUGCAAAAAUAUGAGACACUGGAUGGACGUGAUGAAAAUCCCAAUCAUGUUGAGGCAGCUGCCUUAAGUAAAAAGAUGCUCUUUAUUGACAAUCUGUCUUGCGAAACUAAAAUAUCCGACAUCAUCAAUUUCUUCAAAGAUGUUGCAGAAGUUGUUCAUGUUCGACUUAUUGCCAGCGAAAAUGGUAGGCUUGAGGGCUAUGGUUAUGUUGAGUUUGCUUCUGCUGACGAAACAAAGAAGGCGCAGGAAAAGAAGAAUGGUGAAUGUUUGCACAGUAAUCAGAUUACUCUUGGUGGGGCUGAGAUAGCUCCAGACCCUGAAUCAUGCAUGUACGAAGACUACCUUCGAGGAGAAGGCCUUCUGAUAGCAGAAGAAGAAGAAGAUGAAGCGGCAGUUGAAGGACUUGAUGAUUAUAUGGAGGAAGUUUCUGCGAGAAAAAAGACGAUCUUUAUGAGCGGUCUCCCUUCGUAUGUUAAAACAUCUAUGAUCGUUUCUUUCUUCCAAAUUGUUGGAGAAGUUAGUGUUCGAUUAAUUGUAGAUUACGAGGGUCAGCCUGUGGGAUGUUGCUUUGCCAAGUUUGCUUCUGAUUUUGAAGCAAGGAAGGCACUGGGAAUUAGCGAACUAAGAAGAAAAAUGUUCCCUGGUCCUAUUUUUCUUGACGUGGCUGAGAUUGCUCCAUACCCUCUCCGACCCAAGUACAACCUUGCAGAGAAGCUUUGGUACGAGGACUACUUACCACAAGAAAGGCUUUGGAUAGAAGAAGAAAAACGGAAGAAAACAUUUUGUGGUAAGAAGAUUACCUUCUCUUACGGCGACGAUUGAUUGAAGAUGAAUCCCGGUGAUGUUCUUAACUUAUUAAUUGUCUGAGUGUAUGUAUAUUAAAUUAUGCUUUAUUUUGAAUGUUUUGGUGUUGAAUCAUUAUAUGCCUUGUUUAAUUUGGUUAACAAAUUCAUGAUGUCUAC